Molecule: messenger RNA, 4351 nt
Organism: Trematomus bernacchii (emerald rockcod)
Lineage: Eukaryota; Metazoa; Chordata; Actinopteri; Perciformes; Nototheniidae
Gene: camk2a
Product: calcium/calmodulin-dependent protein kinase II alpha
Exons: 18
Coding region: 316-1749 (477 amino acids)
Biological process (GO): protein phosphorylation
Cellular component (GO): neuron projection; cytoplasm
Molecular function (GO): calmodulin binding; ATP binding; calcium/calmodulin-dependent protein kinase activity
Source: RefSeq, a predicted model, not a curated record
CUUCUUCUUCUUCUUCUUCUACUGUCACAAACACCGCUGCUGCUCCUCUGCUUCAUCACUACUUCUACUCUUCCUCCUGCUCCUCUUCCUCAUCUUCGUCUUUCUCCUCUCCCUCAUCAACUUCUCCUUCUAGUUCUUCAUCGUCUUCAUCGUCUUCACCUCGUCUACUUUAACUCUUUCUCCUCUCCUUCCUCAAGUUCUCCUUCUCCUUCUAGUUUGAGUUCUCCUUCUACCUCAUCAACUUCUUCCUCCUCUUCCUCCUCGUCCUCCUCGUCUUCCUCUUCCUCCUCGUCCUCCUCUUCCCCCCGGGUCACCAUGGCGACGGUCAUCUGUACCCGUUUCACCGAGGAGUUCCAGAUGUACGAGGAGCUGGGGAAGGGAGCGUUUUCCGUGGUGCGCCGCUGUGUGAAGGUUCUGUCGGGACAGGAGUACGCCGCCAAGAUCAUCAACACCAAGAAGCUCACCUCCAGAGAUCAUCAGAAGCUGGACCGUGAAGCUCGGAUCUGUCGGUUACUGAAGCACCCGAACAUCGUGCGGCUCCAUGACAGCAUCUCAGAAGAGCUUCAUCAUUACCUCAUCUUCGACCUGAUAACAGGUGGAGAGUUAUUCGAAGAUAUUGUAGCCCGAGAGUAUUACAGUGAAGCUGACGCCAGUCACUGUAUCCAGCAGAUUCUGGAGGCCGUGCUUCACUGUCACCAGAUGGGCGUCGUCCACCGAGACCUGAAGCCAGAGAACCUGCUGUUAGCAUCGAAGUCUAAAGGAGCCGCGGUGAAACUCGCCGACUUCGGCCUUGCCAUCGAGGUCGAAGGAGAACAGCAGGCGUGGUUUGGCUUUGCAGGGACCCCGGGUUACCUGUCCCCGGAGGUUUUGAGGAAGGAUCCUUACGGGAAAGCAGUGGACCUCUGGGCCUGUGGUGUGAUUCUCUACAUCUUAUUGGUCGGUUAUCCUCCGUUCUGGGAUGAAGAUCAACAUCGUCUCUAUCAGCAGAUCAAAGCUGGAGCCUAUGAUUUCCCGUCCCCUGAGUGGGACACGGUGACUCCUGAAGCCAAAGACCUGAUCAACAAGAUGCUGACCAUCAACCCAGCCAAGAGGAUCACAGCAGCUGAGGCCCUGAAGCACCCCUGGAUCUCUCAUCGCAGCACCGUGGCUUCCUGUAUGCACAGACAGGAGACGGUCGAGUGUCUGAAGAAGUUCAACGCCAGGAGGAAGCUGAAGGGAGCCAUCCUCACCACCAUGUUGGCCACCAGGAACUUCUCAGGAGGGAAGAGCGGCAACAAGAAGGCCGACGGAGUCAAGGAAUCAUCUGAGAGCACCAACACCACCAUCGAGGACGAAGACACCAGAGUGAGGAAGCAGGACAUCAUUAAAGUGACGGAGCAGCUCAUCGAGGCGAUCAGCAACGGAGACUUUGAGAGCUACACUAAGAUGUGCGACCCCUCUGUGACGGCCUUUGAACCCGAGGCUCUGGGGAAUCUGGUCGAAGGCCUGGACUUCCACCGCUUUUAUUUUGAAAACUUGUGGUCUAAGAACAGUAAGCCGGUGCACACCACCAUCCUGAACCCUCACAUCCACCUGGUGGGCGAGGAGGCCGCCUGCAUCGCCUACAUCCGGGUCACUCAGUACAUCGAUGCUAACGGCACGCCCCGCACCGCCCAAUCAGAAGAGACCAGAGUCUGGCACCGCCGGGACGGGAAGUGGCAGAUCGUCCACUUCCACCGCUCAGGAUCCCCCUCCACGCUCAGCAAGUGAGGCUGACUGCCUGAGGGGGCGGGACUUUGAUGGGGCCACAGGCGUCGCCUUGACAACUGAUUGAUUGACAGCGGGCCGGGCGUGUGACAUCACACAGGAAGUUUGAGAGGAGAGGGGCGGGGCCAGCGUUGCACAAUCAGCCAAUCAGCUUCCUCUUCUCAGCUCUUUGGGCUCCAGCCACGCCCCCUUGUGCUCAGCCAAUCAGCUGCUCCGAAUGUAACGACGCGUGGAAACCUCGUAACUCCGUCAGGAUGAUUGACAGGACAGAGGACCGCCUUAACACACCUGUAAUUAGAUCUUCAUUAGCCCCCAAACACCUCAAUAUUAGAAUGAAUUCUGGAGAUACGAGGUUUCCUGAAACUGUGUUUACUCUUUAUACUGGUUGCCAUGGUUACUAAUUACUAUUAGACCCGUUAUCUCGUUAAGACAACCAAUUAACACAUAGGUAAUUAAUGACGUCAGGUGAUGACGGUCUGAUAACGAGAUAACUGGGUCUGAAGGUGGUGAGAGAGACUGAAUGUACCUCUCUCACGGUAACUUCCUGCAAUAAUCAAUCAUUAUUACUAAUGAUUGAUUAUUACAGUGAUAUUAAAUAUUAUGAUUGUAAAAGUAUUUAUCGUUUUGUUCAUUUCUGCUUCCAUCGGGCUCCGGGAGCUCCGAGCUUCCACCUGCGAUCUUCCAUCACCCCCCCCACACCUGUGCUAACGAGCAGGGCCUUAACGAGCAGGGCCUUAACGAGCAGGGCCUUAACGAGCAGGGCCUUAACGAGCGGGUACUAAACGAGCGGGUACUAAACAAGCGGGUACUUAGCGAGCAUGGCUUUAACGAGCGGGUACUUAACGAGCAUGGCCUUAACGAGCUGGACCUUAACGAGCUGUCUGCUGCCUCGUUAGUUCAGAUGAAGAAGAGAGGGAGAACAUGACGGUGUUUCGGUCCUGAAACCUGAAUCACGUUAAAUAUAUAAUAAAUCUACGGAGGCCCAGGAGGGGCAACAGGACGCUAAUGACCUGUCAUCAAUGAGUCGUUAUGAGACCUGAAAGUGAACAUUACGUUUUAAUAUUAGUGAGUGAUGACAGCUUCCUGUUUGUCUCCUCUGGGCCUCCGUACCUCAGGUGUUGUUAACGAGGAACUCACUUUAUAACAUGACCCCCCCCCCCCCCCACCUUCAGUACAUCAUGGAUUCAGUUCUGCAUGAAGAUGCUCCUCCUCCUCCUCCCCCCCCCUCCUCAGUGUUUACCUGUACAGGUGUUUCUGCAUGAGAUUUGACUUUGUGUUUCCUGUUUCGGCUCUGCUUCGUUUUGCCGCCAUUUUGUUUUUCGGGCUCCUCCCGGUGACUCGGGACUUGUUAGCGUUGUUAGCAUUUCCCACCGGGAUCAAUGGUGUGUGCUAGCAGCGAGCUAACGAGGUGUUUGAGCUGAUAUUACUAUAACUCUAAAUAUAUAAAGCUUCUUAGUGUUAUAGCUCUUAUUAUUAUGGUGUGCAUUAAAGCUACUGUCCCCGCGGCGCCGUUAGCUCGGGGUGUUUCAGCCCGUUAGCUAGGUGGCGCCGCGGAGCUACCGCUAUGUUGCUAAGCUAACUCUGAGUUUUGUAAUCUUCGGGGCGUUUCAGUGUUUUUGCUCGAAUAACUUGCGGUGUUAUUCUAACGAGCGAAACCUGUUAGCAUUGUUAUCUUAGCCGGUGCUCAGGUUUUUUUAACAAGCUAACGUGCUAAUGUGUGGCUAACAGCAUGCAGUGGUUACUGUCAGGGAUGCUAACAAUGCUAACAGUGCUAACCAGCCGUUUCACAGGAAAUUAGAAACUGACUUCUUCAGACUGAAAAAAAACCUUUUUCUAGUUUAUCUUAUUGUCUUAUUAUCUUAUUAUCUUAUUAUCUUAUUAAUGUUAUCUAACCUCUCCCUGAAACGUCUCCACUGGACUCCUUUGUUUACUUCCUGAACACAGUGACAUCAUUAAAUAACACUCACGCUCCUAUUGGCUAGCGCUCCAACACAUUGUACGUGAUAGGCUAAGGGGCGGGACAUCUCUAAUCUGGUUGACCAAUCACAACAGAGCCGGCCAGCUAACCAAUCAGAGCAGACUGGGCUCUGGUUUCAGACAGAGGGUGAAAAGAGGAGCUGCAGCACGGGCAGUGUGAGAAAAAUAAAGAGCUUUCUGAACAUUAGAGCAUGGAGACAUGUCCCAGGAGAAACAGGUAUAUUAUUUAUUAUGGUUUGAUGUUACAGGUGUGUUACCUGAUGUUACAGGUGUGUUACCUGAUGUUACAGGUGUGUUACCUGAUGUUACAGGUGUGUUACCUUGCUUUCAGUCUGAAGCUCAGCUCUGAUUUCCCGCUCUGCAGAAUAACAAUCAGCUUUUAUACAACCAUGGAUAUUUUACUGUAUUAACUAAUGCUGCAUGCUCUGUGUGUGUGUGUUUGUGUGUGUGUGGCUGUGUGCGUGUGUUUGUGGUUGUGUGUGUGUGUGUGUGUGUGUGUGUGUUUGUGGUUGUGUGUGUGUGUGUGUGUGAGAGAGAGUAUGUUUUUAAUCUUUUUUGUAGUUUUUGGAGUAUUUCUUCUGAACCGUGUUUAAAGUGUUUCUGUAAAUAAACUGAGGUGUUCACACGC